Messenger RNA from Chinchilla lanigera (long-tailed chinchilla), 9984 nucleotides. RefSeq names its product cilia and flagella associated 54 (gene Cfap54). The record is from RefSeq and is a predicted model, not a curated record. The transcript is spliced from 69 exons. Gene Ontology annotation, biological process: cilium assembly. NCBI's taxonomy places the organism in Eukaryota, Metazoa, Chordata, Mammalia, Rodentia, Chinchillidae. The coding region runs from base 41 to 9544 and encodes 3167 amino acids.
CGAAACUACACAAACUCCCGGCGGCCCCGGUCGCACCAACAUGGCGGCGCAGGGCGCCACCGCCAGCCCCGCGUCCGACGCGUCUCCUGCAUCGGUGUCGCCGCCGGAACUGCCUCCGACCCCCUCCUCGACCUCGGGCACAGUUUCGAAGUCGCCCCUGGAGUCGAAGACGAACACGCCGAGCCCGCCGCUGCGCUGCGCCGGGCCCGAGCACUCGCUGCCCGCCGCCGUGUUUUACGGGCCGUUGGAUGCGAGGAACCCGCUCCUGGCCUCUUGCGACAAGGACGUCCGCGAGCUGCUGGGCUUUGUGAAGAGGAGGGCGGAGGCCACCACGGAGGCGCAGAGGCGUGAGCAUCGCCGGCGCUGCGCCACCACUUUGUUCAAUAUCUGGACCAAAUACGCCCCCCGGCUGCCAGCGGACUAUUACAAUGAAAAGCUCCUGCAGGUUGGAGAUAGCCUUUGUCACAUGAAAGAAUACAAACUGGCCCUUUUGCAGUGCUAUGGAAGAUACCUGCAGCAGUUUGGUACCCAUUUUGAUGAGAAUAAAGCAGAUGUGAAUCAAUUCAAAAGCAUCUUUUUCCCAAAAGGCUGUGGAGAUAAAACUGCUAGACUUACAUUUCAUGCUUUGUAUGGCAAAAAUAUUUGCACCUACCAGCUGGUGUGCGACAGUGACGUAAACCUGCAGAAUACAGACUCUGUGAGCCAGUGUCUGCAAGUCUUGUCCUCCUUAAGGCUCAUCAUGCAGGCGGCUCUGCCGCAGGAGCAUCUUUGCUGGAUUGUCUUCAACGGUACCGUUUAUAUUUACACCAUUUGCAGAAAACUGAUGGUCAUAGGUUAUUCUUCGAAGGCCUUGGAAUACCUGCUGUGGGCCAGCGUGUGCAUGGAGUCCUCCGUCCCGCUCCUGGCCGUCAGGUACCUGACCUGGAGGGCCACCCUCUACACUGCUGUGUGCCAGUGCUACUACGACUCCCAAGACAGUCUCCACGGGGAGGCGUUUGCUCGGCGUGCUUUAGCUAAAAUUGAUGAGUUGAGGCAACUGGAGUUAAUGAGUUCUUCACAGUCCCAGGAAGAAUCCAGAAGACAUUAUAGAGAGGCCACGAUAAAGAUGGCAGUGAUGAUCUUCAAGAGAGGAGUAUUUGAAUCUAGAAGAAAAAGCAAAGCUUAUUUUAGACCAAAGAUAAGAGUUAACCUCAAGGAAGCACAGAGCUUGCCGUGGCCACGGACCAGCACCGAAAAGCUGUUGGAUGAGAUGUUUGACAGCACCGCGUCCAGAUUUCUGGCGGUCGUGGAGGCCCUUUCCGACUCGAGUCGGCGAACGCUGCAAACAGGGCCUCUCGCUACUGAUGAGGUGGAGCUGCGCGACGUUGUCUCAGAGCUGUUCAUGUCAGGAAAAGAACUUUUAAUAAUGUCAAAUACCGGUGCACACGGGAUGCUUGAUUUUCCAAAAAUAUCUCUUCUGGAGCUUAUGAUAGAAAGAAAAAACAUUAUUUCUAUGGACAUUGCUGUGAAAUUUAUAAAACUGGCCUUUACUUAUGAAGAAUGGGGUUUAUUUGAAUCUGCAGCCGGGCAGCUUUCGUCUUUCUUCCAGAGGCAGGACGACCCAGAGGCAAAGAAGGCAGAGAAGGAUUUAACGCUUCUGCUGGCAAUAGAACCCCUGAUCAAUAUAAAGAGAAACAAAGGCUCGGUCUUUCCUUUCGAAAACUAUAAAGAAGGACAGGCGAUUCAACUUUAUUUAGAAAAUAUAGCUUUUGAUGACACUGGGACGCUCUGCGGAUGUUCAGAAGACAUCUUUCAUUUGGCAGCCGUCCUGCACUUCUGCGUCUGCGCCUCUCCCCAGAAUGUUCAGCCUGACAAAGAAAUCAUUGUGGACAUGAUAAUGUUCUUAUGGCAGAAAUGCAAACUAGGAAUUCAUCGGAUCAGCUUGUCCAGAAAUGACUAUUCAAAAGUCACCCAGAAGAUCAGUAAUAACAAAUGGGUGCAUCUUCUGUGGCAGAUAAAUGAAGUGAUCCAGUGCUGUCAAGUGGAAGACGUUGACUUUGUGGUGGUGGCGGAGGUCACGUUAAGAUUAACUGAAAUAUUAGAGUUCUUAGGAGGCCCAAGAAGAAAAUUUAAAAAGUCUCUAGACACAUCCUUAAGAAAACGGUUUGAGGAAUUCCCCGGCUCUCCAAAAGGGAUCCUGGAAGUUCUCCCAAUACUAAAGAAAGCACCUGUGGAACAGUUGUUUUUUGCUUAUAAACUACUUGACCAGGCAAUUGAUAGAAUGAAUUUGAGCUGCGUGUUAACUACUUUGCCAAAUGGAUCCUCAGUGAUUGACCAUUGCUAUGUGAAGCCUAAGUGUUCCCAUGAUAUAGAUGGAGACACUUACAAACCAAUCUCAGAAAACAGUUUCAUGAUGGACUUACACCUUGAACUAAUUCAAGCUCAGCAUCGAAUAGCCGUUCUACUUCUUGACCAAUUGCAAGUUUUGCAGGCUUCUUCUGUUAGCAAAAAUAUUUCUACCAAAAGUUCUGAGAAGUUAAAACAAUCUGGAAACACUGACUGUUUCACAGAAUUGAGUGUAAUGAAUAAAAUAAAGAAAAAUAAACUGUCCAAAGCAAUUUACCUAAUGCAGAAAGCUCUUUUAAUGUUUGAGAACGAUCCAGCCUCUCCCUGUUCGUGGAACGUCCUGAUGGAAGCAUAUUCUUUAAUUGAGAAGAUUGAAGCAGAACAAAAUGCAUUGUUUUCACAUCAGAAAUAUUUGCAAAGUUCAAAGAUAAAGAAGAGCAGAAUCCCUCCUCCACCCAUCCUCCUCGCCAGAACCCACUGUUCGGUGACCCUCAAACCUACUCCAUUUAUUUCAGAUGCUAAGGUGUCCUGGUAUUGCAUUUUGGGUUGUAAAGCAGAAGGAAGUUACGGAAAAGUGAGGCUAAAUAAUAAUCAUCUCCCGAAUUCAGGAGACGCGAUACCAGCUGAUGGUAAAAGCAUUUUUGAAGUGAAAGGUUUAGAAGCUAAUGAAAAAUACAUAUUUGCCAUUGCUGCUUAUUGUUCUAAUGGGAAGCUCGUUGGUGAUGCAGUUGGGGAAACAACGAAACCGAUCCUGGUGUAUCCAUCUCUUUCUGCUGUCACUGCUCGAAUGUACCUGAUACAGGUUGCUUAUCAGAUUGGCCACUAUGAGUUGGCUAAGAAAGUUUUCUCACCAGUUUGGGAUUAUUUCGUUGCUUCUCCAUCUCAGGAUGAGCAGUCCUGCGUUUGUUUAAGCAACACAAUGAUGAUUACACAAAGAAGGUUACAUUCAGAUAUUUUGGCAGAGACUUCUUCUAUCCUCUUAUACCUUUUUCUUAGAAAUAUCUUUGUAACGAGUGACAUUAAAAUUAAAGAAGAAAAUCUUUUCUGUGAUAAUAUUAAAGGCAAUGAGAUUUUCCCUGCUCAACAAAUUGCUAGACUGAUGGAAUGUGAGAGGGUGUUAGUGGCACUGGAACUUAGCAAUUUCCUAAAUGAUUCUAGUUAUGCCCUUCAAGCUGUGACUCAAUGCUAUGGCCUUCUUGCUCCUAUAAUAUAUCAUAAUAUUGCUUUGGUACCUGUUGUACAGAUCUUGAUAAAAUGUGUAGUGGUUUUGCAAGGACUGCCAAAUAUUGUCUACUUGAAGAAAAAUAUUUCAAGUUUUGAAAGUGUACAGCACAUGAUAGCUUGUUGUAUCUUCUAUUUAACAAAGAUUCUACGUUCAUGGAAGGAAUAUGACCUAGCAGUAAUGAUUAUAAAUUAUGGAAAAAAAAUGUUGGACAUCACGCCAGCAUGCAAAUCUGUAUUUGGCAAAAGUGAACAAGAAGACAUACAAGAGGAGUACUCUUCUUCUAAGAAACCUUCAAAAAAUAAGAAGCCACAGCAGACACUGUCGCCAGAAAAAAUAAAUGAGCAGCUGGCCUUGUUGGAGACACAUCUACUCAAGAUGACAAAACAAUAUACUGUAUGUGAACUUACCGGAACAGAAGACCCUAUAUUUCUUUACUCUGUGGUUUUGAACUGGUCAGUGAAAGGUGCUGUGAAAGAAGUGAUGAAGUUUAAGCAAAGACCCAGGUUCCUGGAAUUCUUUACACACAUUAUGCUUAAAUGUAUAAAUGACGAGAAAUUUCACCUUGUGUUGGAGAUAACAGCACCUGUCCAGGACUUCAUGAAAAGGAGGAAGGAGUCCCUACUUGGAGUUAAAAAAAUGAAAAUUAAGAAUGGGGUCCUUAGUGCAAAGACCUGCACACCUUUGAAGUUCAGAGUUGCAGCAGUAGACUUUGCAACAAGUACAGAAGUGGUAUCAAGGAGAAGAAAUAAAAGAAAGGACACUCUAAAAGAUUUUUAUGCCAGAAACCCAUCCAUUCUUGAAUUGACAGAAUCUGAAAGACAUAAGAGACCCGAUGUUAGAAGACUCGCGUAUCAAUGCCUGACGGAGCGCUUGAAUCCUCUAAUACUAAAUUAUGUUAGAAAAAGCAGGUUUCACCAAAUCUUUCUUGAGGAGCUGCCCUGGAGAGCUCAGAUGAACUUGUAUCUGGCACUUACACACUUUCACCUGUUUUUGCAAAGGCUAGGGGAGCGAAUGAAGAUGAAGUGCGGCACUUCACAUGUGAUGGUCAGUUUCCGAUCAUGUGAUCCUAGUUUAUUCUCACUCUAUAAUUCAGGAACAGUAUUACCAACAGGAAAAAUGACUGUAGAAAAUUAUAAAUCAAUGCUUGAUUUCCUCCUUACAGCUAAGAAAAGAAAAGCCAACUUACCAUCAGAAGCUUCAGAAUUUUCUAUGUUUGCUAAAUCCAAAAGUAGUGAAGAAAGUACGUCCAAGUCACAAAAAUCUCAUGACUGUGACUCUCUAAAGGACCGAGCACCAAAUUUGGGACUGGAUCAUUUUAUGAAAAUCUUUUUAUACUGCAGGAGAGCAAUGGUUCUUGCACAUCGAGGGGGCUAUUGGACUCUGCUUCAGAACUGCUGUCGGGCCCUCUGGAACUUUACUCAGGAGCUGCAGAUACUUCUUAAUCAGACAGUGGAUUUGUAUAAGACAUUUCCUGUGAACCAGGAUGGCUUCCUCUGUACUUCUGUCUUACCAUUCUAUAUGGGAGCAGAAUUACUUAUUGACAUGUUAGUACAACUGCAAAAUACCGAUUCUAUUCGGUCUGUUGACGAUAAAGGAGAAUUCAGCGUUCCAAGCUGUUACGGGAAUAUCAAAUAUGAUAACGGCGGUUCUAGCCUUACUUUUGAGGAUCCUUUGGAUGAUGUUAACGUGGUUGAUUUGAAAUGGAUCCAUGACUUUGUGCUGAAAUCACUGGAAGUUUUAUAUCAAGUGGAAAAAUGGGAAACUCUAGUGUCACUUGCUAUUCAGUUCAAUACGAUUUCACAUGAGAGAUACACAGAACAGGUGACACCACUCCUGGUGUUUGCCCAGCGUCAGCUGCUUCUGAGAAUACAGAAGUUCAAGGGCCCAGAUGUCACCCAACAACCUUGUGCAAGGUAUGAGGCUGACUAUGGAGAGAAGAUCACCUGCCGAAAUUUCAUGGGGAAGCAGCUGAAGAUUGAUUCUCUGCCCAAUGUAGUAAUGGAGGCAGGAGGCACUACAGAUUUGCUAAAAAUGCUCAUCCAUUCAGAAUACAACCGAGCCAAGCAGCUUGUCUGUGUGCCCGUGGAUGUGACAGAUACUUUGAGAUGCUUCAGAGAGACCCUGGAAAAAUCCAAAUACCAUAACAGAUCAUUCCGACAUAGCAAAAAGUUGCUUUUGUUGUUGCUUGCACAGACACAAGGAGAGAAAGGAGUGAACACUGCAAAAUUCUCUUCUGGGAAGGUGGAAUUUUGUCUGGGGAUAGAAGAAAUGCACAUGUCAACACCCCCUGACCUUUCUCAGGAGCAUUUCAGAGUUUUUAGUUCGGUGGAGAAAAGCAAACUUCCCCAUUCGCAGCUCGGAUUGGUAAUUUCUUCUUAUCACCAAACUAUCGAUGUUCUCCAAGCCAGCAAUCAAAGAAGUCUUAAAGUUCAGGCCUUGCACGCGCUUGGAAAUCUUCUCGUCUUUGCAGGAAAGAAAAGGGCUGCUUUGAAGUGCUGGUGUCAAGCUCUUGAUGACAUAUUCAGAAAACCAGAUGUGCUACAUACCUGGAAAGAAUUGGGCGCCUCCCUCCCCAGUGCCACCAACAAUUCUUCAUGUUCGGACUUCAAAGACUACAGUGAGGAAUUUCUGUCAAAAGUUGGUAUUUGGGGCUGUUUGCAAGGUGCGGUCAUAUCAGCGAAGAUCGCACAGUUUAUUAAAACAGUGAGCGUUCAAAAGAGAAUCAACUGUUGCAUUUUGUCUGCGUUGCUUUUCCAGGGUUUACUUCGAACUACGCUUCCACACCCCAAAUCUCAGCAUUGCUAUGCUCAGUGCGAAGUCACACAGCUCCUCCCAGGCAUUGAGCUUUUCUCCGAUAGCCACAGGGCAGACAUCUGCUCUGUAGUUGCCAGCCUAUAUUACAUUAUCCGCGAGCUGCACUUUGUUAAGCACAAUCUAAUAGUUCUGCCUCUCCUUGCAUUGUAUCAAUAUUUUGUUUCUGGAAUUUGCCAAGAUCUAGUCAGAAACCUAGAAGCAAGACUCCUAAAGAUAGAAGUUCUGAUCGAUUUAAGCUUUUUUUCCGAAGCCUAUUCUGAGCUAUCCCAGAUUUUCUGUGGAAGAAAUAUGCCUUUGUCAAUACCUUCCUGCUGUAAAGUUCCUCAAAAACCUAAGACAUCUCUGUCAUUUGACUCUGGAAAACCUCUCACCAGUAGAGAAAAUAUGCAGGCACUUGAAGAAUUAAUAACGAAAACCUUGCCUUUAACUCUGGUCACUGUUGGCCGACAACAUCUCUUAAAUAAAUUUUGUUUUGUUAAGGCGUAUUUCCUCAUUAGUCUGGCUGCAACAAUAAAUUGUGUCCCAGAUAAUUCGUUGAAAACAGUCUACUCAGGACUUGCUACUGACAAGAGCAAACUGAAUUUCCCAAGCUUGAUAGAGCUGCUUUUAAAGGAUGAUAGAAGCUCAUUUUCUCAGCUUCCAAAAGUUAAAGAUGAGUCUACUCUUUGCAUGAUAAAGUCGGUUUUACUGAUGGAAGCAGAAGACAAGCUGAACUCCCUUCUGUCCGAGGUGGAGAGUGCAGGCCACAAGAACCUCUCUCAGUGCUCUGCUGGCGAGCUGGAGGUUGUGGUGGAGGCCAGGCUUCAGCUGGCAGUCAUUGCCCUGCAGCAGCACCGCGCAGCAUACAGUGCUGCAAUAGUAUAUUCCACACUUAAACUUCUCCAAGAUUCAAAACUUUUUAAGAAGAAGGUAGUAGAGGAUGAUGUGGAGAAUUCCGUCUCUUCAGGAACUUCUGUCACAGAAAAUAAACAUGCUAAUGUGUUUUUGGACCCCAUUUCCUUGAAUGCCCGAGAAUAUUUCAAUAUCCACCUGUGGCUGCGGUGCCGCUUAGCACUUGUGACUGCGUUUGUCGCACAGAUUCGUGGCAUCGGAAUUGUGAAAGAGAACGAUAUGACAGAUUGUUUGAGCCUCAUCAAGGAGGUGUGUACGGAGGCAACAAGCGCGGAGGACACAGAGAUGCAGGCGGAAUUUUUGAUGCAGGCUGUAAUCGUUGGCCUGCAAGAAAAGCAUCUAAAGGCAGACAUCAUAACCAACCUUCAGAAUAUAAUACAUUUGCUUGGAGGAAAUGAGUUUAUUUCUCCUCGAUCUUGGUUAACCCUGGCAAGAAGCCUUGUCCUACUGGAUGACCUAACAAAAGCCGAGAAAUUCAAGCAGCAAUCUCCCUCUUCAAAAACAGAAAUAUUAAAAUUCUUGACCCAGGCCCACAACAUCCUUAUUGAACAGAUGCUAAGUUUUGGAGAAACAGUUGAAUUUCCCUUAUUAAAUACUGAAUAUGCAAACCCAGUACAGCCUUUAAAAAAUAUCUGGCUUCCUCAUGUCAUGCUGUUGGCCAAAAUAAAAAUGAGAAUUGGACAUACCCUGGCCAAGAAAGCAUAUUGUAGCAAUAAAAGGAAGGAUUCCUCCAAGUGGGUACCAGCUCUUCAUCUUUUUGAGACGGCCUGGAAACUCUGCAAGAUAGCGGCUGUAGAGGAAUGCGAGGUGGAAGCUGAAAUCCUUUUUCAGAGAGGCAAAAUAGAACGUCAAAUACUGAUGGAAGAGAAAUUUCCAAGUGUGAAGUUUGAGAGUUUAUGUGAAGCUAUACAACUAAGUUUGAAAAAUGACCAAAACUCAGGGUUGAUAAGAGAUUCCUACCUGGAAAUGGCCCUAUUGUGUUUUCACGUGAUGAUGCCAAAGAGGAAGAUUUCACAAACACCAUCGACAGUCAAGCCUCCUGCCAGAAGGACUAGUUCUAGUAGAGAACCAGUAAUGCAUAGAUUUGAAAUGUGCAAUUCAUUGGCCUGGAUUGCAAUAAGAGCUGCUGCUCAGGUCAGUGAAGCUGUACUGGCAGUGAACCUUCUCAUUGGCAACAAGAAUGCUAGAACUGACACAGUUAAUCAGAUGGUCUUACCGAGUCUCCCAGAAUUUGCCACCGUGGAUCUCUUGUCCUCAUACACAGAUUACUUGCUUGACAACUACCAAGUUAGCUUCCAGACUUGCUACACGUUUUUGUACCAAAAUGAUGACAUGUAUGACAGCACAGAUGCUACACAAAUCACUCAGACCAGAGUGGAUAUCACCUGGGUUCUCCUACUGCGCUACUAUAUACACCUGCAAAGAAUUAAUAACAUGAGCAAGCUGCUAGCAUCUGCAACACCAGGAUCUGGAAUCUCUUUGCCAGAUGACACUCUUCUCACAUCCCUUUACAACACUGAACUGAUUUUACGCCAAAAAGAAAUGCAUGUUUUUCUUAAAAAGUUCUUACAUCUAUAUUCCUCUUCUUGUAUUGAUGAAUUUCCAAAAGAACUUCUACAAGGAAUGGAAAAUCUGGCUGAUUUGGAAAAAGACUUAAAUGAAUUGUUACCCAAGUUAAAUCGUGACAGUUCUGUACAGUCUGUUUUAUCUCUGAGGACCUUUGCCAACCCAUCUUAUGUGGACAGGAUGUCAACAGAAAUGGCAACACAAGCUUUAGAAAAAGAACUUUGCUUUCAGUGGUACAUCCCUCCCCUGGACCGACCUCCAGAGGAAACAGAACCUAUGGUUUUAUUAUUGUAUGCAUAUAAUAUGAAGUCCGUGAAGAUGAUAGAUAUUAGAAAUUCCACUUCUAAUAGCAUAUCUGUUGGCUCUUUGUGGCUUCCACUGAAAAGAGUUAUUUCAAUUCACGAGAAACUAUCGAAUCUUGCACAAAUAGCUGAGCUAUCAUUGCCAUCAGUUCCUGAAACUACUGCAUAUGAAGACGUACAUGAAAGAAAAGAAACGGAGGCGAAGCCAAUUGACACAGAUAUGGGACACAUAAUUAUUGGAUGUUGCUCUGAAAUCAAAGCCCUCUUUGUGCGUGACAGAGUGCCAACGCCGCUGACUGAGGUCCCAUUUGAUAUCUCGCUGCCUGCUAUAUUUAGUCUUGAGAGACUUUUUGAUCUUGCUAAUGGUUGUACCGUAUCAGGAGGAAGCCUUUUCAACUGGAUGGUGUCGAUUAUUCCUUGAACAUCCUUUUCAUGGCAUGAAUAUAAGUGAGAAAUCAAUCGAAAUGUGACAUUCGAACGAGGAAGUCUUCAGCAAUGCCUAUCAGCCUUUGGAAAUGUGGUGAGAAGAAAUGGUUAAGAUUCAAUAUUUUGUUGCUUGGCGGGUCCCUAUUCAGCCUGGGAUCCUGCCCUAUGUGAUCACUUAUGAUGUAUCCAAGUUCUCUGGAAACUGCUUUGAGUUUUUCUCAUGCCCCAUUGGCCUGCUGUAGCUGUAAAGGCAUUUCAGCUCCUAGUCGGGCAGUUAACUGUCCUCCGUGUUGCUCACAGACCCAUGCCUCUCUUUGGCUUCCUCUUAGUUUGUCCUAAUGAUGUAUUUUCUUGUUUGCUUGGGCUUCCUCAUCCGCGCCUGUGUUUUCAAAAGAAUAAAUUUUCAAAUAAAUUCAAGCUAUAUUCUGCUAAAAA